AGGAUAUCUCAUCAAAGAAUGGACGUGGGCUUGGCUUUGUUCGCCCGAGAAUCGGCAUCCUCGGACCUGUCGCCGUACGAGUACUGCAUGGGCAGCGACUCCAUCUGUAGCGCAUUCAACAACCUAGAUCGCGACUGCAACGAUCAAAACGGCGCCGAAUACUACGAAUGUAUCUGUGAAUCUGGAUGGGUUUCAACGAACAGGGCCUGUCGAUAUUGUAUGUAUGUCACGGGCCAAGUGAGCGUGAUCGAGUACGUGGAUUAUUUCGAUGUCUGCAGCGAGGAAGGCUUCAGUGUCGCACCGAUGCCAUCGAGCAUUGUCUCUGAGCAACGGGAGCGUAAUAAAACGGUAUCAGUGCCAGAGCCAGAGCCAAAGACGACGUCGCCUUCGACAUUGACUUCGUCUUCGACAUUCCCUUUUGAACUCAAAACCGGCUCUCAUGAGCCUCAUACUGUAACUUAUUACGGGACGCCAAGUGCUUCGCUCCCGGAUAUUGCUCCUACAGAAACAAACAUUGGAACAAGGCACAGGUUGGGUUUGGGAAACUUUCUGAUAAUUAGUAUGGCGUUGGCUCUAUGCAUCGCUGUUAGUGUAUAAAGAGGGGCUUAUUGGAUUUUAGUUCAGGACCUGGCUCUGGUCUAUAUCAUGUUCCUCAUCUUGGUAUGUUGUUCCAUACAUAUGAUAUUAUGCAUAGUGAGAUGAGUUUUAGAAAUCAUCCGUCUGACAAUAAGGGUUGGGGGCGGCUCGAGGGAUCUUAUUGUCUGCAACACACUUUGCCG
Ilyonectria robusta is the source of this 779-nucleotide messenger RNA. RefSeq lists its product as uncharacterized. Bases 19 to 597 code for a protein of 192 amino acids. The transcript is spliced from 3 exons. The record is from RefSeq and is a predicted model, not a curated record. Lineage: Eukaryota; Fungi; Ascomycota; Sordariomycetes; Hypocreales; Nectriaceae.